Messenger RNA from Rhinopithecus roxellana (golden snub-nosed monkey), 2835 nucleotides. Its product is annotated as cytochrome b-c1 complex subunit Rieske, mitochondrial. Gene Ontology annotation, molecular function: 2 iron, 2 sulfur cluster binding; quinol-cytochrome-c reductase activity. Gene Ontology annotation, biological process: mitochondrial electron transport, ubiquinol to cytochrome c. Lineage: Eukaryota; Metazoa; Chordata; Mammalia; Primates; Cercopithecidae. The transcript is spliced from 2 exons. The coding region runs from base 105 to 929 and encodes 274 amino acids. Gene Ontology annotation, cellular component: membrane. The record is from RefSeq and is a predicted model, not a curated record.
UUCCGGCGGCGCGCUGACGCCACGCGUCCCGCGCCUCUUCGCGCCUGCGCCGUGGUUGGAAGGUCGUCCCUGUGACCGGCUUGGCGGUUGGAGCAGCUGUCGCCAUGUUGUCGGUCGCAGCCCGCUCGGGCCCGUUCGCGCCCGUCCUGUCGGCCACGUCCCGCGGGGUGGCGGGCGCGCUGCGGCCCUUGGUGCAGGCCGCGGUGCCCGCCACCCCGGAGCCCCCUGUGGUGGACCUGAAGCGGCCCUUCCUCAGCCGGGAGUCGCUGAGCGGCCAGGCCGUGCGCCGGCCUUUGGUCGCCUCCGUGGGCCUCAAUGUCCCUGCCUCUGUUUGUUAUUCUCACACAGACGUCAAGGUGCCUGAUUUCUAUGACUACCGCCGCCCUGAAGUUUUAGAUAGUACGAAGUCUUCCAGAGAGAGCAGCGAGGCUAGGAAAGGUUUCUCCUAUAUGGUAACUGCAGUAACUACUGUGGGUGUUGCAUAUGCUGCCAAGAAUGCCGUCACCCAGUUCGUUUCCAGCAUGAGUGCUUCUGCUGAUGUGUUGGCCAUGGCGAAAAUCGAAAUCAAGUUAUCCGAUAUUCCAGAAGGCAAGAACAUGGCUUUCAAAUGGAGAGGCAAACCCCUGUUUGUGCGUCAUAGAACCCAGAAGGAAAUUGAGCAGGAAGCUGCAGUUGAAUUGUCCCAGUUGAGGGACCCACAGCAUGAUCUAGAUCGAGUAAAGAAACCUGAAUGGGUUAUCCUGAUAGGUGUUUGCACUCAUCUUGGUUGUGUACCCAUUGCAAAUGCAGGAGAUUUUGGUGGUUAUUACUGCCCUUGCCAUGGGUCACAUUAUGAUGCAUCUGGCAGGAUCAGAUUGGGCCCUGCUCCUCUGAACCUUGAAGUCCCCACGUAUGAGUUUACCAGUGACGAUAUGGUGGUUGUUGGUUAGAGACUUGGACUCAAGUCAUAGGCUUCUUUCAGUCUUUAUGUCACCUUAGAAGACUUAUUUGAGAGCAAGCCUUCUGUACUUGAAGUUGAUUUGAAAUAUGUAAGAAUUGAUGUAUUUGCAAACAUUAAUGUGAAGUAAAUUGAAUUUAAUGUUGAAUACUUUCAAGCAUUCACUUAAUAAAGCCACUGUUAAGCAUUGUUAUGCUCAGUCAUACACUUGAAAGGUACAAUGUCUUUUAGCUAAUUCUAAUUAAAAAUUACAGACUGGUGUACAAUAUACUUGUGAAAUCUGUAACUGACUUUAUCUAUUUGCCCAAAUAUUUGCUUCCUGCUUUGCGUCACGGACACAGAUUCUGCAAAGCUCAUUGUUGGGAUGAAGUAAAAUAAACGUGUCAUCUCUAAGUCCUGGGAGGUAUCUAUGGCAUUGACAGAAACAGUAGUAUCUAGGUAUUUCUUAUUCACCGGACUUGGUAAGAGUACUCGCUAUGCGUUUCCUCCCUACUGUGUAAGCUGUAUGAUAAUGUCAGCUCUAAUCUGUGGGGAAGAGUCCUGAAUGAGGCAUUAGUAGCUCUGAGGGUUUAUCUUCAGGUCUGGUCUGCUGGUUUUUCUCCUUAAGUGACAAGCCAGGAAAUUUUAUUAGUCUCUUAUGAGUGUAAAUUAAUACUUAAAAAUCAUUUAGUCUUAAUAGGCAGUGAUGGGAUAUUAUCUGAGAGAAGCUUUCCAAAAUCAGAGUGCACUGCCAUUUCUUUCAUUUCGUGUGUGGAUCGUUAUGUCCCCAAAGCUCCUGCAUCCACUCUAUCAGGAGGCAGAAAGGGAGCAUCUGAGACCUAACAUUGCCUGCAUGCAGAAGUGGUCCUGCUGGGUUUGUUUCUGUAGUGAUGACACAAUGUUUUUUCCUGUUGGGUUUACAGUUACUCAGCACUUUUCACUGUAAGAUGGUGUGGAACCAGAUGCAGAGCACAUCAGAAUUCACAUCCUAUUUUCUUCUGCCUCCAAUUAUGCAGGUGAAACAAGACUCAGGUCCACUUUCUCCUGGGAUAUGGGAGUGGGCUUUGUCCUUUGAGAAUCACAGCCACUUUUUGAUGCAUUUGUCUUUACUGUUUGGAGGUGGGCCAGUCAUAUGCUUUACUGAGUCCACCUGAUGAUCUCAUGUACACUUUUUUAAAAUUGCAAAAGUGGUUAGGUUAGGUCUGCCCACAGGGAACUGACCAUCCAGGAUUGCAGUCUUUGAUGUUAAUAGCUAUGUGUUGACAGAAAAAAGAAAAUGUCAAACUUUCUAUGCUUAUGAGUAGAUACUAGUCUUUGCUUCAUUUUUACCAUUCUAGAAAUGAAAUUAGCCUGGGUGAUAAUCGGUGGGACACAGAAGUAUUUUAUAUUCUGUGUCUCUAGGUAGUGGAGGCACUCUUUGGAUUGGGGGUUGGAGGAGGGGUUGGUGGCAAGAGUUGGAAUGUGAAACAUUGAGUUGUGAGGGGAACACAGGUCCACACACUAAAAAACUUGUGCUGCUAAAAAUGUCAACAGCAUCCCUCCCUAUAAAUACUGAUACCCCUUAUCACCUCCCACCUCGAAGUGAUACCUUGAAAUUCUAUAUGGCAGUGGAGGACAGAAGUAGGAAGUUUGCAGGUCCCUAAGGUACUCAGUGCCAGAAUUGCUGUAUUUGGUGGCUGCUUGCUUCAUCUAUCAUAUUUAGAGUUGGAUGGUGGGAUGCUGUUAAAUCCUAGUAGCCCAUUUAGUUUUUAAAGAAGGCUUUGUUCCACAAGUGACAGGACAAGUCAAAUCACUUCAUGCUACUUUGCUGAAUGGAUACGGCAGCCCUGUGUUAACGUUUUUACCAUUCUGUGAAAACAAAAUCGUAGAUAUUAGGGAGAAAUGACUUAUAGAAUAAACCUGACCAGUCAGCAGCCUGA